CGCAAAGAGGGCUUGUUUGCAGAGUAUGUAAAUAAAUGGCUCAAAAAUAAAACUGAAGCAUCGGGUUGGCCCAAGAAUUGUACCACAGAGGCAGCAAAGUCAGAGUACAUCAAUGCUUACUAUGAGCGUGAAGGGGUUCAGCUAGAGCCUGCAAAAGUGGCCAAAAAUGGGGGACGGAAACAAGUGGCCAAACUUAUGCUCAACAGGUAAUUAGAAUUAGAAUGUAAAGAUAGGACAAAGAUCUUCAAAGAAUCAUUGUUUGAUUUGUUUGCCUCUUUGUAUUUUCAGCUUCUGGGGCAAAUUCGGCGAGAAACCCAACAAGACUCAAACCUUUACCGUCACAAGUCCUGCAGAGCUAUAUGCAAUAAUAGAAGAU
Messenger RNA from Porites lobata, 376 nucleotides. The record is from the annotation of a GenBank genome assembly. NCBI's taxonomy places the organism in Eukaryota, Metazoa, Cnidaria, Anthozoa, Scleractinia, Poritidae.